Gloeophyllum trabeum ATCC 11539 is the source of this 1650-nucleotide messenger RNA. Its product is annotated as proline permease. Gene Ontology annotation, molecular function: amino acid transmembrane transporter activity. The transcript has 5 exons. The record is from RefSeq and is a predicted model, not a curated record. NCBI's taxonomy places the organism in Eukaryota, Fungi, Basidiomycota, Agaricomycetes, Gloeophyllales, Gloeophyllaceae. The coding region runs from base 1 to 1650 and encodes 549 amino acids. Gene Ontology annotation, cellular component: membrane. Gene Ontology annotation, biological process: amino acid transmembrane transport.
AUGAACGGCGAGAAACAGGACAUCAAAGCGCCUAAAGUAUCUGAGACUGUCUUUCCAGUGGAUGUGCAAGAGUGUCCGCAAUCAGAGUCAAGGGGAUACGGAGAAACACGACGUGGUCUGAAGAGUCGACAUAUCCAGCUGAUAGCCAUAGGCGGUACGGUAGGGACGGGCUUGUUCGUUGGCUCUGGAGCCAUUUUAUCGAUAGUGGGGCCAGCGAAUCUCUUGAUGGCCUACAUAGUGAUGGCAUUCAUUCUGUGGAACGCAAUGAACUGCAUGGGAGAAAUCGCCACAUACCUCCCUAUUCGAGGGGUGUCGGUUUCCUACUAUGUGGAUCGCUUUGUAGAUCCUAGCCUAGCUUUUGCCGCAGGCUGGAACUAUUGGUAUGUCUAUGCUAUGCUGGUUAGUGCAGAGAUUUCCGCGGCGACAUUGGUAGUGCAAUACUGGACAAGUGCUAUACCUGUUCCUGCCCUUAUCACCAUCUUCCUCCUAGUAUGUUUGCUCUUGAACAUAUUCACUGUUUCAUGGUACGGCGAGUCCGAAUUCUGGUUCGCUAGCCUCAAGAUUAUCGGUAUCAUGUCCCUCAUCAUCAUCGGCGUCGUCCUGUUCUUCGGGGGAGGGCCACACCACGACAGGCUUGGGUUCCGGUAUUGGGUCAGGCCAGGGGCCUUUAACGCAUACCUAGCGCACGGAAAUACGGGGCGCUUCCUCGGCUUCUGGACAGCACUAGUGAGAGCGGGGUUCGCAUUCAUGCUGUCGCCCGAGCUCAUCGUCUCGGCUGUUGGAGAGUCCAAGGCGCCGCACCGCAACAUCCCAAAGGCUGCACGCAGGUUCGUCUAUCGCCUGAUCGUGUUCUACAUAUUGGGAGCGCUGGUCAUCGGUAUCAUCACGCCAUCCAACGAUCCAAACUUACUCCAAGCUGUAACCUCCGGCAAAACAGGGGCGGGGGCAAGUCCGUUUGUACUCGGCAUCCAAAGGGCUGGGAUAAAAGGAUUGAACCACGUAUACAACGCUAUGAUCCUUACCUCCGCCUGGUCUUCGGGGAAUUCGUUUAUGUAUGCCAGCUCCCGAGCCCUCUAUUCCCUGUCGUUGACUGGGCAAGCACCGAGGGCUUUUAGUCAAUGCAACAGAUAUGGCGUACCAUAUCUCGCGGUGUUUGCAACGACAUUGGCCUCUUGCCUCGUCUAUCUCAACGUCUCCAGGGGAGCGGCCACGGUCUUCCAAUGGUUCGUCAACCUGACGACAACCAGUGGGUUCAUAGCUUGGGGAGUUCUCUUCUUGUGCCAUAUACGCUUCCGCCAAGCUCUAAUUCAUCACAAUGCACUAGAUAUGCUCACGUUCCGGACUCCAUUGCAGCCAUAUUACACAUGGUUUACCUUGUUCCUCAUGGUAGUCCUGGCCAUCACGAAUGGGUUCCAAGUCUUCUUCCCGGGAGAAUUCUCUGUGUCGUCCUUCUUAGCAGCUUAUAUAACCAUCCCGCUAUUCCUUGCUCUCUACCUGGGUCACAAGAUGUGGUUCAGAACGUCAUGGAUGAAGAGGUUGGAUACCAUAGACAUCUUCGACGGAAAGGAAGAAGCGGACCGUCUGGAGGCAGAAGACGUACCUCCAAAGCCGAAGAAUCUCCUGCAGAAGGUGUGGUUCUGGAUAGCUUAA